Molecule: messenger RNA, 1181 nt
Organism: Cyclopterus lumpus (lumpfish)
Lineage: Eukaryota; Metazoa; Chordata; Actinopteri; Perciformes; Cyclopteridae
Gene: rnf151
Product: ring finger protein 151
Exons: 4
Coding region: 324-1061 (245 amino acids)
Biological process (GO): positive regulation of JNK cascade; regulation of canonical NF-kappaB signal transduction
Cellular component (GO): plasma membrane signaling receptor complex
Molecular function (GO): zinc ion binding
Source: RefSeq, a predicted model, not a curated record
UAAACAAACUUGAAUUGCUCUCAACAAUAGAGUCAAUGCGCGUCCACGCGCACAAGGUCCUGUGGACGCGUGCAGGCUGCGCCUCGGUGCUAGAACAGCAGCGAAGGGACGCGCUCCAUGAUGAGCCCCAUUCUCUGCCUUCGGUUUCCUAAUUUUCUGUUUUCAUUUGUCUCCACCAGCUCGCGCGCAGGGUCGCUCCUUCACGUCGCGUCAGGAAGGUUCACGUGUGUGUUGCAUUGAUAACGCGGGCGUGUGUUGCGCGUGUGACAUGCGAGUGGACCGAUAUGGAGUAAACCAGCGCCGGGGAUGGAAAGACGAUUAUCAUGGCGGACCCAGAGGUGUCAACACAGAGUGGGGGCUAUGAUGUGGAGCUGUUUGUGGACACUCCAGACUACGAUCUGGUCUGCACCAUAUGCCAGGGGGUCCUCAGGUGUCCAGUAAGAGCUGCAUGCCACCACAUCUUUUGCAAGAAAUGCAUCUUGCAGUGGCUGAAGAGGCAGGAGACCUGCCCUUGCUGCAGGAAGCCUGUAAACUCGAGCUUGAUCUUUGUGAUGUUUAAGCUGAGCAAAUCUAUUGGACGCAUGAAGAUCAAGUGUAAGAAUGAGAUCCGGGGAUGUGCAAAGACCUUCUCUCUCUCGGAGCAAUACUGCCACAGCAUGAGCUGUCUGUACGAGCUCAUCCCCUGUCCGUACCAGGGCUGCCGGGCACAGCUCCUCCGCAGGGACCUGGACACCCAUGCACGCCACUGCGAACACUGGCGUCAGCCCUGCCACAUGGGCUGCGGGACGAUUCUCUCCCAUCGCACCCAGGCUCAACACAACUGCUACAAGCAACUGAGGCAGGAGUAUGAAACCAGGCAGAGGAACCACAGGGCCAUCGCAACUACCCUGCAGAGGAAGAUGAGGAGGAUGCAGAGCACCAUGACCCACAUGAAGAGGCAGAUAGGGCUGAUCUGUGAAAGCCUGGAAGUGAUGGACGAUCUGCACGAGGUGGAAGAAGAGGACCUUGGAGAGAGCAGUGGCAACAGUGGGACUCCAAUUAGCAACAACAGCAACUGCUGAGGGACAAUACUGCUGCCAAUUGGCUGCUGCUGUGUAUAAUUUCGGCAUUUGUUAAUUUCUUUCAAGGUGUGUGUUUUUAGAAUAUUUAGAUAUAUUAAUAAAAAGAGGGUAUUAACAAUC